This is a messenger RNA of Meleagris gallopavo (turkey), 6052 nucleotides long. Lineage: Eukaryota; Metazoa; Chordata; Aves; Galliformes; Phasianidae. The record is from RefSeq and is a predicted model, not a curated record.
AUGGCUCCGCUCGCCUGGGAGCGGCUAACCUGGCUGCUCUUACAGGAGGGCAGGAGGAGGAGAGCAGGAGCAACCGCUCUCCCCGCAGCCUCUUUUUUUAUGCGGGCUGCCCCUUUCCGCUCAGCCAGCGCAGCCUGCCCCGAGCGGCGGGCCGAUCGCCUCCAUCCAGCCGCAUUUGGUAUGCAUGAGCACUGCCGUUCCCACGCAGGAGCCCGCUGUCUUAAGGAGGCGCUGCGGGCUGUGCGGCUGCUCCGCCGGCGGGACUCGCGGGGGGUCAUGAAUCAGACGGACGCUCCCCGGCCGCUCAACUGGACCAUACGGAAGCUGUGCCAUGCCGCCUUCCUGCCGUCCGUCCGGCUGCUCAAGAUCACAGUAUUUCGCAUGGGAUCAGAAGGACACCAGGAUAUUGAUUUAGCUAUCCUUACAGCAUUACUGAAAGGAAUUGGUCAAGGAGUUCCAGUGGUGGCCCUCAUUGUGGAAGGAGGUCCCAAUGUUAUCUCUAUCGUUCUGGAGUACCUGCGAGACACUCCUCCUGUUCCUGUUGUGAUAUGUGAUGGCAGUGGCCGGGCAUCUGACAUACUUGCCUUUGGUCACAAAUACUCUGAAGAAGGAGGACUUAUUAAUGAAUCUUUGCGGGACCAGUUGCUAGUUACCAUCCAGAAGACUUUCACAUACACUCGAACCCAGGCACAGCACCUCUUCAUUAUCCUCAUGGAGUGCAUGAAGAAGAAGGAGCUGUAUGUACGCGUGUCUUUUGACACAAAACCUGACCUCCUUCUGCACCUGAUGACCAAAGAGUGGCAGCUUGAGCUCCCAAAACUUCUCAUCUCUGUGCAUGGGGGACUUCAGAAUUUUGAACUUCAGCCAAAGCUCAAGCAAGUCUUUGGGAAAGGCCUCAUUAAGGCUGCUAUGACAACUGGAGCAUGGAUAUUCACUGGAGGAGUAAACACAGGAGUCAUUCGACAUGUUGGAGAUGCACUGAAAGAUCAUGCCUCAAAAUCCAGAGGGAAGAUCUGCACCAUUGGUAUAGCUCCCUGGGGGAUCGUGGAAAAUCAAGAAGAUCUGAUUGGCAAAGAUGUGGUCCGACCAUACCAGACAAUGUCCAAUCCCAUGAGUAAAUUGACAGUACUCAACAGUAUGCAUUCACAUUUCAUUUUGGCUGACAAUGGCACUACUGGCAAAUAUGGAGCAGAGGUGAAACUUCGUAGACAGCUGGAAAAGCACAUUUCACUUCAGAAGAUAAAUACACGAGCUAACGCAUCUGCGCCCGACCAGCUGAGCCUGGCUUUAGCCUGGAACAGAGUAGACAUCGCUCGCAGUCAGAUCUUUAUUUACGGGCAGCAGUGGCCGGUGGGCUCCCUUGAGCAAGCAAUGCUGGAUGCACUGGUGUUGGACAGAGUGGAUUUUGUGAAAUUACUCAUAGAAAAUGGAGUAAGCAUGCAUCGUUUUCUCACCAUCUCCCGGCUAGAGGAAUUGUACAAUACGAGACAUGGACCAUCCAACACUUUAUAUCAUCUAGUCAGGGAUGUCAAAAAGGGAAAUUUACCUCCUGAUUAUCGAAUAAGCCUGAUUGAUAUUGGUUUGGUGAUAGAGUACCUGAUGGGAGGAGCAUAUCGCUGCAAUUACACCCGAAAGCGAUUCAGAACACUGUACCACAAUUUAUUUGGGCCUAAGAGGCCAAAAGCUCUGAAACUGUUGGGAAUGGAGGACGAUGUCCCUUUACGACGAGGGAGGAAAACAACUAAGAAAAGAGAAGAAGAAGUUGAUAUUGAUUUGGAUGACCCUGAGAUAAAUCAUUUUCCGUUUCCGUUCCAUGAGCUGAUGGUGUGGGCAGUGCUUAUGAAGCGCCAGAAGAUGGCUCUCUUCUUUUGGCAGCAUGGAGAGGAGGCUAUGGCUAAAGCACUGGUGGCCUGCAAACUCUGCAAAGCUAUGGCCCAUGAAGCAUCAGAAAAUGACAUGGUGGAUGACAUAUCCCAAGAGCUGAACCAUAAUUCGAGGGACUUUGGCCAAUUGGCAGUGGAGCUGCUGGACCAGUCAUACAAACAGGACGAGCAACUGGCAAUGAAACUGCUGACCUACGAGCUGAAGAACUGGAGCAACGCCACAUGCCUGCAGCUCGCAGUGGCUGCUAAGCACAGGGACUUCAUUGCUCAUACUUGCAGCCAAAUGCUGCUCACAGACAUGUGGAUGGGUCGUCUCCGGAUGCGCAAAAAUUCUGGCCUAAAGGUAAUUCUAGGAAUUCUACUUCCUCCUUCAAUCCUCAGCUUGGAGUUCAAGAACAAAGAUGAUAUGCCUUACAUGUCUCAGGCUAAUGAAAUUCAUCUUCAGGAGAAGGAGCCAGAGGAACCAGAAAAGCCAGUGAAAGAAAAAGAAGAAGAGGACAUGGAACUCACAGCAAUGCUUGGACGAGGGAAUGGAGAAUCCUCAAGAAAGAAAGAAGAAGAGGAAGUACAGAGCAGGCACAGACUGAUUCCUAUUGGAAGAAAGAUUUAUGAGUUCUACAAUGCUCCCAUCGUUAAAUUUUGGUUUUACACACUGGCAUAUAUAGGCUACUUAAUGCUGUUCAAUUAUAUAGUGUUAGUGAAGAUGGAUCGCUGGCCAUCCACACAGGAAUGGAUUGUCAUCUCGUACAUUUUCACUCUGGGAAUAGAGAAGAUGAGAGAGAUAUUGAUGUCAGAGCCUGGAAAAUUGUUACAAAAAGUUAAAGUUUGGCUGCAGGAGUACUGGAAUGUUACAGAUCUCAUAGCUAUCCUCCUGUUCUCUGUUGGGAUGGUCCUCCGUUUGCAAGAUCUGCCACUUCGGAGCGAUGGCCGGGUGAUAUACUGUGUGAACAUCAUUUACUGGUACAUACGGUUACUAGACAUCUUCGGAGUAAACAAGUAUUUGGGACCAUAUGUUAUGAUGAUUGGAAAAAUGAUGAUAGAUAUGAUGUAUUUUGUCAUCAUCAUGUUGGUGGUUCUGAUGAGCUUCGGUGUUGCAAGACAAGCUAUUCUCUUCCCCAAUGAGGAGCCUUCAUGGAAGCUGGCAAAAAACAUUUUUUACAUGCCUUAUUGGAUGAUCUAUGGAGAAGUGUUUGCAGACCAGAUAGACCCUCCUUGUGGUCAAAAUGAAACUAGAGAAGAUGGCAAGAUAAUCCAGCUGCCUCCUUGCAAGACAGGAGCGUGGAUAGUUCCUGCCAUCAUGGCCUGUUACCUCUUGGUUGCAAACAUCCUUUUGGUGAACCUCCUGAUUGCUGUUUUCAACAAUACAUUUUUUGAAGUCAAAUCUAUAUCCAACCAAGUAUGGAAGUUUCAAAGGUACCAGCUAAUCAUGACGUUUCAUGAAAGGCCAGUUCUCCCACCACCUCUGAUCAUUUUCAGCCAUAUGACUAUGAUAUUCCAGCACCUUUGCUUUAGAUGGCGGAAACACGAAAGCGACCCGGAUGAGAGAGACUACGGAUUAAAACUUUUCAUAACUGAGGAUGAAUUGAAAAAAGUCCACGAUUUUGAAGAGCAGUGCAUAGAAGAAUAUUUUAGAGAGAAGGAUGACAGAUUCAAUUCUUCCAAUGAUGAAAGAAUCCGCGUCACUUCAGAAAGGGUGGAGAAUAUGGCCAUGCGACUGGAAGAAGUAAAUGAGCGCGAGCACUGCAUGAAGGCCUCUCUGCAGACUGUUGACAUCAGGCUUGCUCAGCUGGAAGAUAUGAUAGGAAGAAUGGUGACAGCAUUAGAAAAACUGACUGGCAUAGAGAGAGGGGAGACAACCAAGAUACGAUCCAGGACUUCAUCUGACUGUACCGAUGCAGCCUACAUUGUAAGGCAGAGUAGCUUCAAUAGUCAAGAAGGAAAUACUUACAAGCUGCAAGAGAGCAUAGAUCCUACAGGGGAGGAGUCCAUGUCCCCAACCUCUCCUACAAUUACAUCUCGCAUGCGAAGCCACUCUUUCUAUGCAACAAAUAUGAAGGACAAAUGUGGGUUGGAAAAGUUUGAAAGCAUUUUCAAGGAAAGAUCUCCAAGCCUGCACCGGGCUAGCAGUUCCCACUCAAUAGCAAAAGAAGGAAAGAUUCCCUUAGCCCCUACCAGCACUUUGUCAAUUGCCCCAGACUCCAGAAGGCCUUCAUCUUGUAUAGACAUCUACGUUUCUGCAAUGGAUGAGAUGCAUUCUGAUACAGAACCUCUUGAUAGUUCCAUAAAUAUUCUUGGUACUGGAGAUGUAGCCCUGCAGGCACACAUAGCCUCUUCCAUUUUAGCCAACUGUGCGUAUAUUAGCAGUACACCUGGUGAAAAAAUUUCUGGCAGGAGUCUUGAUUAUGAGGAAACAUCUGGAAUAGAAACAAGAGCAUUUUCUUCAGACUAUUCACAAAUCACAGACUGCCAAAUCCCCUGGGAUUCAGACCCUCCUUUGUACCACACUUUAGAGCGAUCUAAGAGCAGUCGUUAUCUGGCUACAACUCCAUUUAUUCUGGAGGAAACACCAAUUGUGAAAUCUCACAGUUUUAUGUUCUCUCCAUCUCGAAGUUACUUCAGCAGCCUUGGCGUACCAGUCAAAACAGCAGAAUACACAAGUAUUACAGACUGUAUAGAUACAAGGUGUGUGAGUGCUCCCCAGACCAUUGCAGAGAGGGCGAGUUUCCCUGGCAGUCUCGGCAUCAAGGUGGAAGACUUGGGAUGCUGUCACCCAGAGAGAGAAGCAGAAUUAAGCCACCCAAGCUCUGAUCAUGAGGAUACUGAGGCCAGGGACAAGAAGGGGCUUCCCCUAUCUCCUCAAGACAGCAAUGCCACAAGAACUCUGACCAACAGCAUCCCACUUCCAAAAAUAGAGCGGGCUAACAGCUACUCUGCAGAGGAGUCCAACAUGCUGUAUGCACAGCACACACGGAAGAGCUACUCAAUCAGUGAUAAACUUGAUAGACAGCGAAAUGCAACAAGCCUGCGAAACCCUUUCCAGAGGAGUAAGUCCUCAAGGCCAGAGAGCAGAGGGGACAACCUGUCCAUGAGGAGACUAUCAAGAACAGGAGCAUUCCGCAGCUUUGAAAGCAAGCACAGCUAGGCCUAGACAAAUCUUGCAGGCAGUCAAAAGAUCAUCUGCUCUCCAGUCCAUUUUCCUUAGCAAAAUUACCACGCUUCAUAUUGACAUUCCAUGUCAACUCCAGUUGGCAUUAGCCACCGGUCAAAAGAGCACACUGUCAGUCUCAGCAUCACCUACUGAGUUACUGCAUCUUGACCCAGUUGACAUUUGCACUUAAGGAAAAAGGGAGGGAUGAAAAAUUUACAGGGACUUCAGUAAACAAUAGGAAUAAAAAGACCCCCACAGGAAGUUAUAAGUAAUAACUGAGUUCAGAAAUUUACCUUCUAAUAGAAGGCAUCCUAAAAUCUAUUAUUCACAAGCUCUUAGGACACAGGAAUUAAUCUACAAAAAGAGAUGUACAGAUUAGGUAUCCUCAAUUUCAACCAUAACUUCUUUUUCACCUGUUUCACCAUUGUGAUGACUGGUGAAAAACAUUUGUUAUUCCUCUGGGAACUGGUGGCAAACAAAACUAAAGUCUCCAAAAUACCUUGCAACCCUACACUUGUGUAAAUGAAAAAGAUGAACAAGAUAACAACCAUAACAUUUUCUUGUCUCUUUUGUAUCAAAUUCUAGUGCCACAGAAAAAUAGUAUUCUCAAAAGCAGAAAGGGAACAGAAAUGCCUUUUGUACUGCAUCAUAAGUGGAGGAAGAAUUCAUGUUGAAAUAUCAGGUGAUUUCCUGAUGAAAUGGGCAUUCUAAAGUCUAGCACAGUUGAGCAAGCUCAGGAUGAAUGUAAUUAAGCGGAAUAGUAUAUAUUUAUUUUUUUAUUACUUUUGUCAUCAAUAUUUUGCCUCACUUAAUCAAAGGAUGUGAUAGAAUAAUAAGAACAGAACGAUCAGAGCAAAGUGCAGUAAUAUUGUCAGAUUCUCACUGCUCUGUUCAAUUAAUUGUACAAGCUGGGGAGGCUUACCCACAGGGUUGCCACCAGGCUCUUCUUGCUGUUCCAUUUGAGCUGCCAGUUUUUUACAUCAUUCCCUCACCUAAAAGUAUGCCUUUUUUCUUUUCCUUU